This is a messenger RNA of Calliphora vicina (urban bluebottle blowfly), 825 nucleotides long. RefSeq names its product fibrinogen C domain-containing protein 1-like. The record is from RefSeq and is a predicted model, not a curated record. NCBI's taxonomy places the organism in Eukaryota, Metazoa, Arthropoda, Insecta, Diptera, Calliphoridae. Bases 1 to 825 code for a protein of 274 amino acids. The transcript has 4 exons.
AUGGUAGGUUACCAUACUUCCAUAACUUUGGAAAGUGCAGAACAAAUUGCCUUCCAAUAUAUAGGAAAUGUGCCAGCACGAAUCUAUAAUAAAAUAGUUUUCUUCUCUUUAGCAGAUUUACCAUUUUUUGAUGUACGUCUUGAUAAAUUGCCCGAAAAAUGCUACAAAAUAAAUCUGCCGCAUGAUUGUGCCACAGCCACAGAGUGCACCAAACGCAGUGGCAUUUAUGUAAUUCAAUUGAAAGAAUAUAGUAAUGAUCCUUUUCAUGUGGCCUGUGAUGAUGAAACCGAUAAUGGUGAUUGGUUGCUAAUACAAAGACGUCAAGAUGGUUCCGAGGACUUCUAUAGAGGUUGGGACGACUAUGAAAAUGGUUUCGGUGAUAUUGAGGGAGAGUUCUUUAUUGGUUUGAAAAAAUUACACGCUCUAACCACGAACAAUGGUCCACAGGAAUUAUUGAUUGUAAUGGAAGGUGUUAAUGAUACUAAAGCUUAUGCAAAAUACGACUCCUUUGCCAUAGGCAAUGAAACGGAAGCGUAUAAUUUAAAAAGAAUUGGAAGAUAUUCGGGAACAGCUGGGAAUUCGCUUAGUAGACAUAUUGGCAUGAAAUUUACAACCAAAGAUCGUGAUAAUGAUACGUAUCCAAAUGGUAAUUGCGCUGUAGCGUAUGAGGGUGCCUGGUGGUAUUGUUAUUGUCAUGAUAGUAAUCUCAAUGGUAAAUAUGGCGAUAAUUCAUUUGGUAAGGGCGUCGAUUGGAAAGCAUUUCGUGGUGAUUAUGAAUCCCUUGUUUAUGUUAAAAUGAUGAUACGACGCAGUCGAAUUAUAUAA